AUGAUGGAUUCAGGAAAACGUGACGCUGUUUUCCCAGUCAUUGUAUCAGAGGAUGAAAUGAGGGACGCAGACCAGGAUUCUGGCCAUAAGGGCAACCUAAAGAGCGGCGACAUGGACGCGACUAUGGGCAACGGUGAUGAUGACGACGACGGUUUGGCCCAGGAUUACAGCAAAUUUGCGGCUCUUGUGGGUUCUGAUGGCGGUACCACAAGCAGUCAGCAUGACCGGUCUCCCAAGCCGGCAACGCAAACCAAGCAAAUAUCGGCCCAAACCAUCCGCCGUGGAGAGAAGGACUUUGAGGCUUACGGCACACAUGCCCAGAGCGCGGCUCUAGAGAGCAGCCGCAACGCCCUAGAGGCCGUUCUUUCUUACACCAGGGUGCAUGGCGUUGGCGGUAGCGAUAUUCUGCGUGGAUGGUAUUUCCCGGAUGCAUGGAUGGAUGAGGAAGAGGAAGAGGGUGAGGGGAGCGAAGGAAAGGCGGAAGGGCCUUCCAGAAACCCACAGCCCCGGCGGCGCUUUGCACAUACUCGCCACCGGGUCGUCAUGGUCGAGGCCGAACGCGGGCCCAUGUUCGCGUCAGUUGGCGCUGUUCCGGGGAGGAAACGAGCAAGUUGGGUACCAGGGCUGCCAAAGGAGGAACAGCCUCCACCCGCUCCGGGCUGCGACCGCGUUUGGCUUCUUCCCGAGGAGGCCCUUUUUCUUGUGGAGCGCGGGUCGAUGGACCUACGAUGGCCGCUACGGUCGCUGGAGGAGAUUGCUGGCCGCGCCGAUUCUCAGGCAAAACAGCAGGCAGAAGAAGACGGCAUACCGCUGAGCCUGCAAGCGGCGUAUGCGCUGCUUAUUGAUUCGAAAAGCAGCGACGCCAAUGGCCCACAGCAGCGAGGCCGCGUUUCCCUGCCCUUCUUCCAGGUGUACUCCCACUUGCGCCGAUCUGGAUAUCAGGUACUGCGCGCAGCCGGCUUGAAUGCUGGCAGCACCAAACACUCGGCAGCUAUAAUCCCAGCUCGUCCUACAAGCCUGUGGCAGUGGCUUAUCUCUCUGCUCGCACCGGCGGCACUGGUCAGUGUACCUUUAAAAUUGCCGUUGCCAUAUGGACCGCUUGUCCGACCCGGGCUCUACCACAGUUACGGUGACAUCUACGGACAGAUGCAACUCUUCCCAGCGUCUCUGAUGACGGGUGCUCCUGCACCGCCGCCUGUACCUUCUGCAAUUCAAUCUCCCUUUCACAUCGAUUUUCAUGUCUGGAAAUCUAGCACGACGUCGGCCUUUUCCAAAGCCAGGCCGCCGCCGCCAGAUUUUUUCCUUGCCGUUGCUGACGCACACGCUUCUGUCGUCCCUACCCUUGAAGAAAUAGACGGCCUGUUAGCGUCCGUCCAAGUGGCCGAGAAGGAAAGCCAGCAGGCCACUGGACUUGCCACAAAUGCAGUUGGCGCAUCGGCAGGUGGACUUGGCCAAGUUUACCGACGCCUCAAACAAGGCCACGGCGGUGUGAUAAUCGCCAUUGUGGACCAUGGACUAGUCAACUACAUGCGCUUUGGCAACGGGCCGUUCGGGGCAGAGCCACUGUGGACGAGGUUUGACGGGCUGAUAGCCUGCCGCGGAACAGCCAGAGAAAGAAGAGGAGGGAAGGGAGGGGGAGGGCAGAAGGGGAAGGGGAAGGGGAAGGGGAACACGAAGGGCAGGGCCAACAAUAAGAAGCCGCAAGGUAAGGGCAAACUCACCUAG
Molecule: messenger RNA, 1725 nt
Organism: Grosmannia clavigera kw1407
Lineage: Eukaryota; Fungi; Ascomycota; Sordariomycetes; Ophiostomatales; Ophiostomataceae
Product: tRNA splicing endonuclease subunit
Exons: 1
Coding region: 1-1725 (574 amino acids)
Biological process (GO): tRNA-type intron splice site recognition and cleavage
Cellular component (GO): tRNA-intron endonuclease complex
Source: RefSeq, a predicted model, not a curated record